AUGGCUCUUAAAGGAUAUGGUUUCUUACAAUCCUACUCUGAUUAUUCUCUUUUCACUUACACUAAGGGCAAUGUUCAAAUAAAUGUGCUAGUGUAUGUCGACGAUCUUAUUAUCUCUGGGAAUGAUUCCGCUGUACUUAAGACCUUUAAAGCCUAUCUCAGUGAUUGUUUUAAGAUGAAAGAUCUUGGUGUUUUGAAGUAUUUCCUCGGAAUCGAGGUGGCCAGGAGUUCGGCUGGUUUGUUAUUGUGUCAACGCAAGUACACACUUGACAUUGUAUCGGAGGCCGGAUUACUGGGAGCCAAGCCGUGUGGCUUCCCGAUCGAGCAAAAUCACAGAUUAGGACUCGCAAAUGGGGAGCUCUUGUCGAACCCUGAGUCCUAUCGCAGAUUAGUAGGUCGACUCAUUUAUCUGGCAGUGACCCGUCCAGAUUUGGCCUACUCGGUUCAUAUAUUAUCUCAAUUUAUGCAGGAGCCCAGAAUUGAGCAUUGGGAGGCGGCUUUCAGAGUCGUUCGUUAUUUGAAAGGUACUCCGGGUCAGGGUAUCUUGUUACGUGCAGAUAGUGAUCUGUCCCUGCAGGGUUGGUGUGAUUCUGAUUGGGCAGCAUGUCCAGUCACUAGACGCUCUUUGUCCGGAUGGCUUGUGUUUCUUGGGCAAUCUCCUAUUUCUUGGAAGACAAAGAAGCAACACACAGUUUCCCGCUCGUCUGCAGAAGCGGAAUACCGAGCUAUGGCAGCAGUUACUUGUGAGCUCAAAUGGUUGAAGGGGUUGCUUCUGAGCUUGGGUGUGCACCACCCAAAGGCAAUCAAGCUCUUUUGUGAUAGUCAAUCAGCCCUUCAUAUGGCCAAAAAUCCAGUAUUUCAUGAACGCACCAAACACAUUGAGGUUGAUUGUCACUUUGUUCGGGAUGCGAUAACAGAUGGUUUGAUUGCUCCGUCAUAUGUUCCUACUGUUACACAAUUGGCGGAUAUUUUUACAAAGGCUCUUAGAAAGAAACAAUUUGAUUAUCUUCUUGCCAAGUUGGGCAUUUUUGAACCUCAUGCUCCAACUUGA
Vitis vinifera (wine grape) is the source of this 1050-nucleotide messenger RNA. RefSeq lists its product as uncharacterized. The record is from RefSeq and is a predicted model, not a curated record. Bases 1 to 1050 code for a protein of 349 amino acids. NCBI's taxonomy places the organism in Eukaryota, Viridiplantae, Streptophyta, Magnoliopsida, Vitales, Vitaceae. The transcript has a single exon.